AUGGCCGAGUUCGUCCGCGCGCAGAUCUUCGGCACGACCUUCGAGAUAACGUCCCGCUACACAGACCUGCAGCCCGUGGGCAUGGGUGCGUUCGGGUUGGUGUGUUCGGCUCGCGACCAACUCACCAACCAGGCCGUCGCCAUCAAGAAGAUCAUGAAGCCGUUUAGUACGCCGGUCUUAGCCAAACGAACCUAUCGCGAGCUGAAGCUGCUGAAGCACCUGCGCCACGAGAACGUCAUUUCGCUGAGUGACAUCUUCAUCUCGCCGCUGGAGGAUAUCUACUUUGUGACGGAGCUGCUCGGGACUGAUUUGCAUCGGUUGUUGACCAGCAGGCCGCUGGAGAAGCAGUUUAUUCAGUACUUUUUGUAUCAGAUUAUGCGCGGCCUCAAAUACGUGCACUCGGCGGGCGUGGUGCACCGCGACCUUAAGCCGAGCAACAUCCUGAUUAACGAGAACUGCGACCUCAAGAUUUGCGACUUUGGCUUGGCCCGUGUCCAGGACCCGCAGAUGACGGGCUAUGUGUCGACGCGGUACUAUCGUGCCCCAGAGAUCAUGCUCACGUGGCAAAAGUAUGAUGUUGAGGUUGACAUCUGGAGCGCUGGAUGCAUUUUCGCCGAGAUGAUGGAGGGCAAGCCGCUCUUCCCCGGCAAGGACCAUGUCAACCAGUUUUCUAUUAUUACUGAGUUAUUGGGCACUCCGCCGGAUGAUGUGAUUGAGACGAUUGCGAGUGAGAAUACCCUCCGCUUUGUGAAGUCACUCCCCAAGCGCGAGCGGCAGCCGCUCAAGAACCGGUUCAAGAAUGCCGAACCGGCCGCUAUCGACCUCCUCGAGCGCAUGCUCGUCUUCGAUCCCAAGAAGCGCAUCACGGCAGCCCAAGCACUCGAGCACGAGUACCUUGCGCCAUACCAUGACCCGACCGACGAGCCGGUGGCCGAGGAGAAGUUCGAUUGGAGCUUCAACGACGCUGAUUUGCCGGUUGACACAUGGAAGAUUAUGAUGUACGCCGAAAUCCUCGAUUUCCAUAACGAGGAAGGUGGUCUCUACGGCCAGGAGGAGGCGGAAGCGCAAGAAGAGCAGCUUAAUAAUAUCCAAUGA
This is a messenger RNA of Thermochaetoides thermophila DSM 1495, 1095 nucleotides long. RefSeq lists its product as uncharacterized. Gene Ontology annotation, molecular function: MAP kinase activity; ATP binding. Bases 1 to 1095 code for a protein of 364 amino acids. Gene Ontology annotation, cellular component: cytoplasm; nucleus. Gene Ontology annotation, biological process: protein phosphorylation; cellular response to oxidative stress; osmosensory signaling pathway. NCBI's taxonomy places the organism in Eukaryota, Fungi, Ascomycota, Sordariomycetes, Sordariales, Chaetomiaceae. The record is from RefSeq and is a predicted model, not a curated record. The transcript is spliced from 5 exons.